Austrofundulus limnaeus is the source of this 1899-nucleotide messenger RNA. Its product is annotated as Indian hedgehog signaling molecule. Gene Ontology annotation, molecular function: calcium ion binding; patched binding. The transcript has 3 exons. Gene Ontology annotation, biological process: multicellular organism development; cell fate specification; protein autoprocessing. Lineage: Eukaryota; Metazoa; Chordata; Actinopteri; Cyprinodontiformes; Rivulidae. The record is from RefSeq and is a predicted model, not a curated record. The coding region runs from base 22 to 1251 and encodes 409 amino acids.
GAAGCACCGGCCCGGGGCGGAAUGCUGCUCUCCUCGCUGGUGGCUUGCCUCGCCGGGUGCGCCUUCCUCCUGCCGACCACCAGUGAGGGCUGCGGCCCGGGGAAGGGUCACGGGAGAAGGCGCGCGCCACGGAAGCUCGUGCCGCUGGCUUACAAGCAGUUCAGCCCCAACGUGGCCGAGAAGACCCUGGGAGCCAGCGGGAAAUACGAGGGGAAGAUCACCCGGAGCUCCGAGCGCUUCAAGGAGCUCAUCCCCAACUAUAACCCGGACAUCAUCUUCAAGGAUGAGGAGAACACAGGUGCAGACCGCAUGAUGACCCAGCGUUGCAAAGACAAGCUGAACUCUCUGGCCAUCUCUGUGAUGAACCACUGGCCCGGGGUUCGGCUGAGGGUCACCGAAGGCUGGGAUGAGGAUGGUCAUCACUCAGAGGAGUCACUGCACUAUGAGGGCCGGGCGGUGGACAUCACAACCUCAGACCGGGACAGAAACAAAUACGCCAUGCUGGCACGUCUGGCGGUGGAGGCCGGCUUUGACUGGGUCUACUAUGAGUCCAAAGCCCACAUUCACUGCAGCGUCAAGUCAGAUCACUCAGUGGCGGCGAAGUCUGGAGGCUGUUUCCAUGGCAACGCCUCAGCACUGUUGGAAAGUGGCGCUCGGAAGUCCAUCGGCGACCUGCAGCCCGGCGAGAGGGUGCUGGCCUCAUUGGACGGGGACCUGGUGUUCAGCGAAGUCCUGACCUUCCUGGACCAAGACCCGACAGCCCACGGACUGUUUUUCACUCUGCGGACCCAAGCUGGGUCCCAGAUCUCGCUCACCGCUGCCCAUCUCGUCUUUGUAUCUGAGGGGAACUGUUCAGAGGGUGCGGAGCCAGUCCCCGGCACCCUCAGGACGACGUACGCCAGCGCUGCUCAACUGGGUCAGUGCAUGCUGGUGUCAGGCGGUAAAACCGGGCGACUGUCUCGGAUCAGCCGGGUCAGCGUGGCGGUGAAGACGGGGCUGUUUGCCCCACUGACCCAGCAGGGGACCAUCGUGGUGGACGGGGUGGCGGCAUCCUGUUACGCCAUGGUGGACCAGCACCAGCUGGCUCACUGGGCCUUCACCCCCCUUCGGCUGAUGUACAGCUUGACCGGGAGCACCUGGGGUCAAGGGGGCGGGGUGCACUGGUACCCCCGGGCUCUACAUUGGCUGGGCAGGAAGUUGUUGCACUCAAGACACCUCCACCCACUGGGCGUGGCUCAAGGCGACACGUGAGAGGAGAUGGGGCCCAAACAUGAACCUGAACCCCAAAAUCCAGACCUGUACAAUUUCAUGGGGACCACAAUAGACUUCCUAGAUGGAAGAGUUUAAGUUUAUGCUGAGGAGAAACAAAACCAGAGACAAUAUUUCAGACACUAAAAAUACCUUCAAAUCUCCUCAUGUUAAAGCAGGUUUUAAGGUAAAGCUGAAUUUCCCUGAACACAUUUAAGGUGUUUUUAGGAUGUAUUUUCUCACAAAUUUACACCACAUUUGCUGGUAACUAACAGAACCAACAAGCUUUAUUUAUUAGUCAUUGUCAAACAGUUAGAAAAGGCUGAACUUGUUGAUUUAAAAUAUUUUUAUAUCAGAUAAAGUUUGAAAGUGAGAGAAUUUAUGUAAAAAGAGAAUAUAUCUGUAUAAAUGUAUUUGAGGGUAAAUAGAUUUAUACUAAAGCUGUUUAUUAGUGAAAUACCUGCUUAGAUUUAAUAGUUUGGUGUUGAGGGACAGCAAUGUUUGUAAAUUCUAACUUCCUAUUUUAUUGUAAACACUUUGAAUAAUAGCGUAUGUAUUUAAGUUUGUUUACUGAGGAUCAAAAAAGUUUAUUUUAUUAACCGUUAUUGUUUUUGUUAUUCUUAGUAAAAACACAAAUAUUUAUUUUGAAAA